This is a messenger RNA of Maudiozyma saulgeensis, 579 nucleotides long. NCBI's taxonomy places the organism in Eukaryota, Fungi, Ascomycota, Saccharomycetes, Saccharomycetales, Saccharomycetaceae. The record is from the annotation of a GenBank genome assembly.
AUGAGUUCGCUGAAAGCCAUCGAUAAGAGAGUCGCUAAACGUAGACAAGUGUACAAAGCGGUAUUAUCAAAUCCAUUUGUUAAUGAGGAACAGUUAUGGCCACAUGUAAAAGAUCAACAAUUAGUACAAGAAUUAUUACAAAAACAUGUGUUAAAUAAAUUGCAACACUUACGAGAAAUGAAUAUACCGAAGCAAGAAUGGCCAUUUGACUCAAUUACAGACUUUAAUGAAGUAUAUUCAUAUUUAUCACAAAAGGAUUCCAACGAAGAAGUCCUAUUGUUUGUUUGUAAUAAAGAUCCAGAUGUGCCAUCAGUAAUGUUACAACAAAUUCCAUUAAUGUCAUAUAUAUCAUCAAUUAAAGUCACAUUAAUACAAUUACCUAAGGGAUCUCUAGCAAUGAUACAAAAAUUUAUUGAUUUGCCGUAUGGGUUGUUAUUGUUACCCACAAAACAUUUAGAUCCAAUUUUUUUACAACAGAUUCAUGAACAAGUACUGAAACAAGAUCUUCCUUGGUUAGCUCCAUUAAAAUAUAAAUCCACAGAUAUUAAACUAGUUAAAUCAUCAGCUCCCUUAAAAUAA